AUGGAGGUAGAGCGAGCCAAGAAAGACGACGAUCUCAACUCCGCAGACGGAGGAGGAGGAGGAUCCGCUGAAGAAGUCUCCGUCGAGAGAAUCUUCGAGGAGAGCGCCGACGCUCCUCCAGCGUGGCAGAACCAGCUCACGUUCAGAGCGAUGAUCGUGAGCUUCAUCCUCUCGAUUCUCUUCACCUUCGUGGUGAUGAAGCUGAACCUCACGACGGGGAUCAUCCCCUCGCUCAACAUCUCCGCGGGGCUGCUCAGCUUCUUCUUCGUGAAGACGUGGACGAAGAUACUCAACAAGGCCGGGAUUCUCAAGCAGCCAUUCACGAGGCAGGAGAACACCGUUAUUCAGACCUGCGUCGUUGCUUCCUCCGGCAUCGCCUUUAGCGGAGGGUUUGGUAGUUAUCUCUUUGGGAUGAGUGAAGUUGUUGCUAAACAAUCAGCCGAAGCCAAUACUCCUCUCAACAUAAAGAAUCCUCAUUUGGGUUGGAUGAUUGGAUUUCUCUUUACCGUUAGCUUUCUCGGUCUCUUCUCUGUUGUUCCCCUUCGAAAGAUCAUGAUAGUGGACUUCAAAUUGACAUAUCCUAGUGGUACUGCAACUGCUCAUCUCAUCAACAGCUUCCACACACCUCAGGGUGCCAAGCUCGCAAAGAAGCAAGUGAGAGCAUUGGGAAAGUUCUUCUCGUUCAGUUUCUUAUGGGGUUUCUUCCAAUGGUUCUUCACUUCUGGUGACGGCUGUGGAUUUGCUAACUUCCCUACAUUUGGUCUCGAAGCCUAUGAAAACAAGUUCUACUUUGAUUUCUCGGCUACAUAUGUUGGUGUUGGAAUGAUAUGUCCAUAUCUAAUCAAUGUGUCGCUUCUCGUUGGAUCAAUACUAUCAUGGGGUAUUAUGUGGCCUCUCAUAGGUGCCCAAAAAGGCAAAUGGUACUCUGCUGAUCUUAGUUCAACUAGUCUCCACGGCCUUCAAGGCUACAAGGUGUUUAUAGCCAUAGCUAUGAUCCUCGGUGAUGGUCUCUACAACUUCAUCAAAGUCCUAGGCCGCACCAUCGUCGGUCUAUACAAGCAGUUCAAGAACAGAGACGCUCUUCCCGUAAACGACCGGUCACCAUCAAACACCGCAACCAUCUCUUACGACGACAAACGAAGAACUGAGCUUUUCCUCAAAGACAGAAUCCCCUCGUGGAUCGCUGUAACCGGCUACGUAGUCAUGGCCAUAGUCUCGAUCGUCACAGUCCCCCACAUCUUCCCUCAGCUCAGAUGGUACCACAUCUUGACCAUGUACAUAAUCGCACCCGUCCUUGCCUUCUGUAACGCCUACGGCUGCGGGCUCACCGACUGGUCCUUAGCUUCCACCUACGGCAAACUCGCCAUUUUCACCAUCGGAGCUUGGGCUGGCUCGGCCAACGGAGGCGUCUUGGCAGGACUCGCGGCGUGUGGUGUUAUGAUGAACAUCGUCUCCACAGCUUCUGAUCUCAUGCAAGACUUCAAAACCGGUUACAUGACGCUAGCUUCCCCGAGGUCAAUGUUCUUGAGCCAAGCGAUCGGAACGGCGAUGGGCUGUGUCAUUUCCCCUUGCGUCUUCUGGCUAUUCUACAAAGCCUUUCCCGACUUCGGCCAAACCGGGACCGCGUACCCCGCGCCUUACGCCUUAGUCUACCGAAACAUGUCGAUACUCGGAGUAGAAGGAUUCUCUGCUUUGCCCCAGCAUUGUCUCAUGAUCUGUUACAUAUUCUUCGCAGCAGCGGUGUUUGUGAACGGCGUGAGGGAUGCGGUGGGGCCUAAAUGGUCUCGGUUCAUUCCUCUCCCGAUGGCUAUGGCUAUACCGUUUUACAUCGGAGGUUACUUCACGAUCGAUAUGUGCGUGGGGAGUCUCAUACUGUUCGUGUGGAGGAAGCUGAAUAGACCAAAAGCUGAUGCUUACUCUUCAGCUGUUGCUUCUGGUUUGAUAUGUGGCGAAGGGAUAUGGACGUUACCAAGCUCUGUGCUUGCUUUAGCUGGUGUUAAGCCUCCUAUCUGCAUGAAGUUCUUGUCUGGCGCUACCAAUGUUAAGGUUGAUUCUUUCUUAAACCCUUCUUAACUGUGUUUUCUUUUCAUUUGUUAUUCUAGAUUUUUUUUUUUUUCUAUGGUUCUUUGUCUAUCUUUCUUAGUUUUAAUUGUUUUAAGUUUGUGGUUAAUUUCAUUUCUACUCAAUGAAUGGAUUUAUUGGUUUUAAAACAGUCUUAUUUUGAGUCAAAAACUGAUACAGAAGUUGCA
Molecule: messenger RNA, 2249 nt
Organism: Brassica rapa (field mustard)
Lineage: Eukaryota; Viridiplantae; Streptophyta; Magnoliopsida; Brassicales; Brassicaceae
Product: probable metal-nicotianamine transporter YSL7
Cellular component (GO): membrane
Molecular function (GO): oligopeptide transmembrane transporter activity
Source: RefSeq, a predicted model, not a curated record